Polistes canadensis is the source of this 1654-nucleotide messenger RNA. RefSeq names its product mpv17-like protein. The transcript has 4 exons. Gene Ontology annotation, cellular component: cytoplasm; membrane. Bases 517 to 1146 code for a protein of 209 amino acids. Lineage: Eukaryota; Metazoa; Arthropoda; Insecta; Hymenoptera; Vespidae. The record is from RefSeq and is a predicted model, not a curated record.
AACUCUAGUAUAAGAUCUUUCUUUUGGGAUUGUCAUGCACAAUGCAUCUCUAUAAAAAAAAAAAUGGAAGACUCGUCAUUAAUUUUUACUUUGCUUGCACAACAACAGUUGAAGUAUCACCAAAUUCAAUCAAGCCGUAGUUAAGGACCACCACUAAUAAGUAAUCAAGGACAGAUAAGAAUGGAUCGACUAAUUUCGUAAUCGACAAAAGUUUUGCGCGUAUCGCGCAUAAGUCAGGUUCGUGUCAUUGAGAAUAUGCGCAAGUUUCCUGUAGUACCGAAUCGUUUCCCGAUGCAACGAUAUUAUCAAAAGGCUAAAUCUUCGGGAUCUUCACAAAGGAGAACCGUUGAUUGGCCUUGCAAUACUUUUAUUCAAUUAAUACCAACGACCUUUUCACGUAUAUGAUAUGCCAAGUGUUAUCAGUGAGAAUAAAUAAAAACAUGUGAAAGAAAGAAUCUACACAGUAGAUUUACAUUCUUCGUUAUCGCAAAACUGAUUAUAUAUAUAUAUAAAAAUAUGCGGAUAAUUUUAGUUAAAUUCCGUGAAGUAUCACAAAAAUAUCCCAUCGUACGGGGUAUGGCAUCUUAUGCCAUUAUAUGGCCAUCCGCAAGCUUAUUUCAGCAAAAAAUAACAGGUAGACCAGAAUUGAAUUAUCCUGAAGCGUUAAGAUUUAGUUUGUAUGGUGGCUUUUUUGUAGCACCUACUUUAUAUUGUUGGUUAAGAUGUGCCUCACAUUUUUGGCCAAAAUCUGAUUUUAAAUCUGCGAUCACAAAAGCAUUAGUAGAACAAGUUACAUACACUCCAACAGCAAUGUGUUGCUUUUUCUUUGGAAUGAAUUUACUUGAACAAAAGUCUAUUUCAGAAUGCAUAGAAGAAGUAAAACAGAAAUUCUGGCCAACUUACAAGAUCGGAGUAUGCGUAUGGCCUAUUCUACAAACUAUUAACUUUGUGUUAAUUCCAGAACACAAUCGUAUAGUUUAUGUAAGUAUUUGCAGUUUAAUGUGGACAUCUUUCCUUGCAUAUAUGAAAGCGCUUGAAACUAAAAGAAAGCAACAAGAAAUGGCAAAUAGUACAAAAACAAUGGAAUUUUUAGAUACGCAAUCUAUGAUUGAAUCUAUCGAUCAAAAUACAUCUCCAUCUUUAUGACGUUAAUUUUGUAGUUAAAAUUUUACAAUAUUAGAUUAAUUGAUGUGUAUAAAUUUUAAUUUCCAUAUGCUUACGUAAAAAGAAAAUUUCUCUUUAUAUUUUAUUAACAAAUAUGCGUAUAUUAUCUAUGGAAAAGGAAGGUAACAGAAGAAUUAUUAUGAAAGUAGAGUUUUCAACUCAAGAUUCCAUAUAUUUAUUUAUUACAAAUUUAUAGCAUAAUGAAAUACUGUCGAGUUGAUCCAAAGCUAGUUAGUUUAAUAAAGAAACAUUUUUUUAUUCUCCGAAUAGAAUGCAUAAUAUUCUUAAUGAAUUAAAAUAGAAUAGAAAUAAGUUAAAAAUAUAUAAAAGCGAGAUGUAUUGAAUGGUCUCAUAAAUUGAAAGUAAAAUUAAUAUAUGAAGGUGUUCAUAAGUUUAUUUGUUUUAAACAAAAUGAAUUAAUAUAUUUAAAUGUGGUUGACAAUAAAUUGUAUAAAAUCCUAUAUAAACAAUAAAAAAGAUAUACAUCAAA